UGCCCGGGGAGGGAGGGAGGGAGCCGCCAGGUGCACGCGCCCCCCCUCCGUUUCCAUGGACAACCCGUCCGUGAUCACCCAGGUGACCAACCCCAAAGAGGAGGAGAUCCUGUCCUGUGCCCACGAGAAAGUGUCCCAAUGUAAUAUCAGUUUGAAGAAACAGAGGAGUCGAAGUAUCUUUAGCACCUUAUUCUGCUGCUUUCGUGACUACAAUGUCGAGCCACCAUCAAGCAACAGCACCGGUACUCUCCCACCAUUGGUGGAGGAGAAUGGGGGACUUCAGAAGGGUGACCAGAUGCAGGUCAUUCCAAUCCCAAGUCCACCAGCUAAAUACCUCCUGCCAGAAUUGACAGCAUCGGACUAUGGGAAGAAAUGUGUGGUCAUUGAUUUAGAUGAAACAUUAGUGCACAGCUCAUUUAAGCCAAUUAACAACGCGGAUUUCAUUGUCCCUGUUGAAAUUGAUGGAACCAUACAUCAGGUUUAUGUAUUGAAACGACCGCAUGUGGAUGAGUUUCUCCAGAGAAUGGGAGAACUCUUUGAAUGUGUACUCUUCACAGCCAGUCUAGCCAAGUAUGCAGACCCAGUAGCAGACUUGCUGGACCGCUGGGGUGUAUUCAGGGCCAGACUCUUCAGAGAAUCCUGUGUUUUCCACAGAGGAAAUUAUGUGAAGGAUCUGAGUCGACUGGGACGUGAGCUGAGUAAAGUUAUUAUAGUAGAUAAUUCUCCUGCAUCUUAUAUCUUCCAUCCUGAAAAUGCAGUGCCUGUGCAGUCCUGGUUUGAUGACAUGACAGACACAGAACUGCUAGAUCUUAUUCCUUUCUUUGAAGGACUAAGCAAAGAAGAAGAAGUUUACAGUAUGCUUCACAAACUUUGCAACAGGUAGCCCUUAACUCUGACUGCUGCUGCUAGGUUGCAGUUGCUACAGGCCGUAGCCAUCUUUCACAGCUCUUUCAAAUGUAAGCUCUGGGGAGGCCCCUCCUGUCAGAAGUGCUACUCUUGAUCUUCCUGUUACAUUGUACACGAAGGACAAUCAUGAGUGAUGCUAUUAAGCCUUCAGAAACCUGACUCCUAAGGUCAUGUGUUCAGACUACUUUUUUUUAGGGAAAAAAAAAAGAAAAAAAAAGAAGCUAUUUUAAAUGGGACUCUUUUAAUGAAUUUCAUAAAUGGACACAUUUUACUGGAUCAGCUUUUCUUAAAACAUGCCAAAAAGAAGCUUGUAUUUCAGCAGUCGAAUUUCUCUCCCUUCCCCCUCCCACUAUGCAGACAGUUUUACCCCCUGCUUAGAGCAGUUGACCUGACUCUGAAUUCUUUUCUUACAGAAUGAAGUGCCUUUUUGAAUGUUAUUUUAAGAUUAAAAAAAAAAUCAUUUUUGUAUAAGGCGUAUUUCCAGACAUCUUUUAGUCUUGUAUUGUCUAAAAUGCUUUAAAAGGAAAAAGGAAAAAAAAUUAUAGAGCACUGUAAUAUAUGGUAACAAAGGAAAAAAGCUGAAACCAAGAUGCUGGGUUCCUGUCUCCAUGUUGAAGUUGAGUUGUAUUACAUUUUGUCAUGCUUGGAAGGUCUAGGAGCUUGUAUGAGGGGGGUAACUUUGGUUACAUGUUUGUUGGCAUGGUUUUACUCAAUUUGGGCACCGUUUGAACAUAUCUGCAGUUGUUAUGUGUUGGGAAUCAAUGGGGUUGGGGGAAAAUAUGGUGGCAAAUUAGAUCUGAAGCACCUUUUAUUCUAGACAGACCAAGUUCUACUGUCUCUGCUUACGCACAACUGCCAUGCCUCUCUCUUUUGAUCACCACAAUGAGAAACCCUUUAUCUCGGGAGGGAAGGCAAAGAUCUAUUUAUUAAUCUAAAAUUGUUAUCUUACAAAAACCCAUUUGGGUAAGCUGGAUCUGUAUUGAGCUGUUCAGAGUAUUUUUUUUUUCCUUGCUGCUACUGUAUACUCACCAAAUGGAGUUGACCAUCGGCUGUUAUACUGUUCUUUGCCGCUGUGCCUGUGCCAUGAAAACAUUUUGCUAUAAGCUGCAAACUUGGGCAAUAAAUGAAAAGCAGAUCCUAUUAUCCAUCCUCAUGUAUUAAACCUGGGGUAUCUGAUAUGGCAGAUAGCUCUGAUAAAGGUGACCUGCAAGGGAUUUAAAAUUUAAAAAGUAUUACAUUCACAUCCCUUUUUUGUUCUUUUAUGAUAUAUGUGAGUAUAUGUCAUAAAAAAGCAAUGAUCAGUUUUCAGAGUAGAUUUUUUUCCUCUUUUUUUUUUUUUUUUUUUCCUUUUUCCUGUGAAAAUGUAAGGAAUGUCAACUUUUUUCCCAUUGAAACCAAGAAAACUUACUGAGGAUCCCAUAUACCUAUUGGGAACAAUAUCCUCUUGCUGAAAGGGCUGGAGGUGUUAUUCACACAGAAUUUUACUCUUACAUAUUCCUUAGGUAAUGGAGUCAAAUAACUGUUAAGCUAGACUUUGAUAUUGUUUUUAACAUUCUAAAAAUACCCCUUUCUCGGUCUACUUGACUGUCACCCUUUUGUGGUGUUUUAAGCACACUCAUGUUCCAUUCAUUCGGAUUAGACGAAGCCUGCAUUUCUAAUGUAAAAUGUAUGCUUUUUUAACCCUUUCAGGUACUUUGAGGCAAAAAAGCAUGAUCCUUUUUUCCUUUCCAAUGUCAUCUUCUAACCAUUUUUGCACCAGUAGAAAUAUUCAGUCAUACAAAUUAUAGCCAUAUUUGGCAGGCAUCACAGUUAAACUGAAUAGUUGGUGCUUUAAUAGCCUACUGUCAAAUACAGAAUGGUCGAUACUAUUUGCCUUUUUCCUGGUAUGGCCAGUAGGAGUUACGAGAAACUGACCUGGAUUGUAGUCCUUGACUAAAACAUUUACUAAGCAGCUUAAUAAAUUCAUCCAGAAAAGGGUAGGCCAGCCUACGUAGGCUUGGAAUAGAUUAUCACAGGUGCAGGAUGACUGAGAGGAGACUUGUCUGCUUGCAGCGCAGCUCUGCACUGAGUACUUGCCAUGUGUGAUAGUGAGGGAAUUCAAAGCAGUAUCAUGACAUUUGUGAGUCUGUACAGCAACACCUUUUUGUUCUUUUUCUCUAUUGACAUUUCCCUAGUACUGUAUAUUUCUGUGCCAGGACAAAAGAUAAGUUCUGACAACUUAGAGAAAAAAAAAUCUAGAUUGUUUAAAAGGACGUAUGGAUUCUGGUUAGUCCAUUAAGUUUUGCAUUCGAUCUAAGAUUCUUUAAUUUUGUAUUUGAAUACAGAGUAAUGAAAUCAUAAACUGCCAAAAAGUUGUUCUCUGAGCAGUAUUUUUAACUGUAUUUAUGGUCUCCAUGCUCCAAAUACAGUCUGCAGGGAAGUAUUCAGGUUGUAUUUUAUUGUGCAGGUAUGAUAGGAAUGGAUAAAAAAAAAAAA
Alligator sinensis (Chinese alligator) is the source of this 3381-nucleotide messenger RNA. It is a transcript of the gene CTDSPL, whose product is annotated as CTD small phosphatase like. The coding region runs from base 56 to 883 and encodes 275 amino acids. The record is from RefSeq and is a predicted model, not a curated record. Lineage: Eukaryota; Metazoa; Chordata; Crocodylia; Alligatoridae. The transcript is spliced from 8 exons. Gene Ontology annotation, molecular function: RNA polymerase II CTD heptapeptide repeat phosphatase activity.